Kwoniella shivajii is the source of this 765-nucleotide messenger RNA. RefSeq names its product ATP synthase subunit A. NCBI's taxonomy places the organism in Eukaryota, Fungi, Basidiomycota, Tremellomycetes, Tremellales, Cryptococcaceae. The coding region runs from base 1 to 765 and encodes 254 amino acids. The transcript has a single exon. Gene Ontology annotation, biological process: proton motive force-driven ATP synthesis. The record is from RefSeq and is a predicted model, not a curated record. Gene Ontology annotation, molecular function: proton-transporting ATP synthase activity, rotational mechanism.
AUGACACACUUCAUCUCAUCACCACUAGAACAAUUCGAAGUGGUUCCUUUCUUUAGCGUAACAGCUCCUAUUAUCGGUGACAUUAACCUAUCACUGACAAACCUAGGACUAUACGCAUUUAUCACAGUAUUCCUAGUACUAGGUCUACACAUCAUUGGUAACAACUCACACGCACUAGUUCCAAGCGGAUGGAGCGUAGCACUGGAAAGCGCAUACGCAUCAGUAAACAGCAUGGUUCGAGACCAAAUUGGUUCAGCUAACGAAAUCUACCUACCAUUCAUUUACAGCCUAUUCUUCUUCAUCAUCAUUGCUAACCUUAACGGUAACGUUCCUUACGCAUUCACAAUCACAACAUCUAUUAUGGUUGCUAUUGGACUAUCUGUAGUUAUCUUCAUUGGUGUAACUAUCCUAGGUCUAUACACACACGGAGUACACUUCUUCGCAUACUUUAUUCCGUCAGGUACACCUCUAGGACUAGUACCUCUACUAGUACUUAUCGAACUAAUUUCAUACUUUGCUCGGGCAUUCUCUCUAGGUAUCCGGCUAUUCGCAAAUAUGACUGCUGGACACACUCUACUUAAGAUUCUAUCAACAUUCCUAGCACAACUAUUUACAUCAGGUAUUAUCGUAGCUGUUGUAACUCUAAUUCCAUUUGCAGUAUUCGUUGCUCUAAUUGGACUAGAAAUCGCUGUAUCAGUAAUCCAAGCAUUUGUGUUCUGUGUUCUAACAUGUAGCUACAUUAAGGACGCACUAGAACUUCACUAG